This is a messenger RNA of Achroia grisella, 2366 nucleotides long. RefSeq lists its product as uncharacterized. The record is from RefSeq and is a predicted model, not a curated record. Lineage: Eukaryota; Metazoa; Arthropoda; Insecta; Lepidoptera; Pyralidae. Gene Ontology annotation, biological process: proteolysis. The transcript is spliced from 6 exons. The coding region runs from base 86 to 2200 and encodes 704 amino acids. Gene Ontology annotation, molecular function: serine-type endopeptidase activity.
CAUUUAUUGACGUAAUAAAUAAAUUACUGUUUCUUUUCUGAUUAAAUUCCUAUCAGAUAACAAAUUUGGAUGUAUACUUAUAAAAAUGCCACUCUUAGAGCUUAAGGUUAUAAUAUUUUCUUUGCUAAUUAUACAAUUUUGUGUCAACUCAAUUUCAAAUUCUUGUCGAGAUGUAAGAACUAUGGAAACAAAAAAUAUAUUUGGUCACAUUCCUAAAAGACUUAAAAGUGAUAAUAAUAUAUCUAACAAUGCUGAUUCAAUGGACAGCAUAAACAAAUAUAAUAUUCCUACGGUAGCUGCUCUUAAAGAAAAUAGUAAAAAAAAAUGGCAAGUCGGAAGAGUUAGCAGAAAACAGUAUGAAAUUAUUAAUAUGCUGUGGAGAAGAACAAAAAUAUUUAUUGACAUGGAUUCUACUACUACUCUGAACAAGGUCACUAAAAAUAUGUUUACUAACAAAAAUACCUUUAAAAUAAGUAGAAGAAAUCCUCUUACUUUUUCUUUUAUGCGGCCUAAAUCAUCGACUGAGAGUUACAUUGAAUUUUAUUACUUAGAAGAUAACAAUGAAAGUUUAAAAUAUUGGGAUAUCCGAUUAAAAGAUAAACAUUUAAAUGCUAGUAAAUAUCAAAGUAAAACAUCUAGUAAACAUCCGGAUAUUAAUAAACAGCCACUCUCGCGUUAUCCCUUAGUUGCAAUCAAUUUCAACAAUCCUAAUUAUAAAUCAACAUAUGCUGCUCUUCCAUUUAAAAUUACAUUAAAGCAAGAGAAGCCACGCAUUGAUUAUUUACCAUUUCUACACAUAAAACGUCUUAAAAAAAUACCUACAUUGAACGACGUUAAUCGAAAUGUAUAUACAAAUGUUAAGCAGCAUUUAAAAAAAAAAGAAGUGUCAGAUGAUUUUGUUAUGUGUCCCUAUACAACAGAAACGCCUUCAACAAAUAAAAAUAUUCCAUUUUCACAAGUAAGUAAAAAUACUACAGUUCUACCUAAAACACUUUCUACAGUAUACGAUAAAAUAAAGUUUUUUGAAAUAUAUGACGGAAACACUCGUAGUAGAAAUUUAACUUAUAACUAUGACGAAAUAAAUGAAAUAGAUAAUGUAGCAAAAGAUUAUAUACUGAAUAACAAUAACAAAGUAUUACUUGAACAUGUUGAUCAUGGCAUUGGUCAUCACAGUGAUUCUCAUGUAAAUAGAUAUGUUAAAAAACAUAUUACUGAAAAUACAUUUAAAAACUUGAUGGAAACUCCAAUGCAUACUAGUAGCAGUGCUCAGACCAAACCUACUAGGCUUACUAAAACAAUGGAAAAGCGAAAAGUUGAGUCAUUAAAAUGGUCUAAAGUUCAACAAAAUAAUGAGCAUAAAUUAUGUAAUAAAAGCCAGAUUGCAAAAUGUCAUGCAAAUGUAUUCUUCAACUUUAGUAAACGUGCUUUAUGGUCAGAACAUCCCUUUGCAGCUGUUUAUAUUUAUGAGCCAUCAAAAAUACAUUGUGAUGCAGCUGCAAUAAGCCCACAUUGGUUAGUAGCAGCUGCAUCGUGUUUGUCUCGUCAUCAUACUAUGGAACCUACAACUGCAAGUCGCUCGGCUUUUGUUACAUAUUGUGGGGACAACUGGAGACAGCCUGUACGUAUAGCUUAUGUCAAGUACACUGUGGUACAUCCGCGCUACCAUCACAAAGACGAGCUGAGACGGAACAAUUACAAUAUCGGUGUCAUCAAAGUAGUCAGUCGAAUGUCAUCUUCUUGUUCUCGAUGGUCACCGAUACCUUUGAUGUCACAUCAAUACACCACAGAUCAGGAUGGUACAAUGGCUUAUGCAGUUGGAUGGGGAUUAGACAGAUACGAUACAAGGCAUACACCUACGGUACUCCCGAAAUGGCCAUUGAUGAUGUACCAAGGAUUGAUUUAUUCGGAUUCUUGCCCUGGAAGUAAUACAUACAUAAAGUCAAAAAGAAAGCAUGGAAUAGAAGGAGUUAAGAACUUAUAUUGUUUAUCGUUGCCACCAUAUUUAGGGGAAGAAUAUGAUCCUGUACAUGGCAGUCUACUUUUGUUAGGAGGAAAGCUAAUAGCUUUAUAUUUACAGGAGGAGCGCCGACCCUGGGGCGAACAGUCAGCGAUAUACACCGCCAUCUGGAGUCUAUUACCAUGGAUCCUGGAUGUGGCUAGAGAACCAGAAGAUAUUGACGUAUUUACGGCAGGCAUUUAGUAUUCUUACCUUAUUAAUUAGGCACUUUUUAUACUACAUUAUUAUGAUAUUAGGUGUAUCAAUAGAUACAUACUUACUUAGGUAUGUAUAAAAAUUAUAGGUGAAUUAAAAAUACUAAAUUGUUAUUGUUAGAUAAAUUCUUGUCUUUUGUAAUAUCUAAUAUUUA